GCCCAAAUCCUAAUACAUCGUAUUCACGUGGGUCUCCAGAGUAACACCCCCUGACACACCCACCUCCCUCCCACCCCCAUCUCUCUCUCUCUCUCUCUCCAAUCCCCAAAACCAAUGUCUGUCCGGGAAUCAGACCUUCUUCUUCUUCUUCUUCUUCAUCGUCGUCGUCGUCGUCCAAUCAAAGCCUGAAACCAGUAUCUCCAUAUUCACAGCCCCCAACUCCAUAUUCACAGCCCCCAACUCCCAAUACCAUUACCAAAGUCUCCGGCCAUGGCCACCACCAUCAACGACCUUCCCGACGCUGUUCUCAGCACCAUCAUCGCUUUGAUCUCCGACAGUCGCACCCGCAACUCCGUUUCCCUCGUCUCCCACAAGUUCCUCCAACUCGAGAGGCCAACCCGCACCACCCUCGUCCUCCGCGGCAACGCCCGCGACCUCUUCAUGAUCCCCCCCUGUUUCCGCUCCGUCACCCAUCUGGACCUCUCCCUUCUCUCUCCCUGGGGUCAUUCCCUUCUCUCCUCUUCAUCAUCUUCCUACGAUCCCCUCCUUCUCGCUCGCCGUCUCCGCCACGCCUUCCCCUCCGUCACAUCCCUCACCGUCUAUGCCCGUUCUCCCUCCGUUCUCCAGGUCCUCCUUUCACCCCAAUGGCCCGCCUUGCGUCAUCUCAAGCUCGUCCGCUGGCAUCAACGCCCUCAUCUCCCCGUCGGGUCCGACUUCUCUCCGGUCUUUGACAAAUGCCCCUCCCUUUCUUCCCUGGACCUAUCCGAAUUCUACUACUGGUCCGAGGAUCUCCCCCCAGUUCUCCGAGCCUAUCCGGCUGUUUCGGCUUCCCUUACCAAACUCGACCUCCUCACCAAGUCCUUCGCAGAGGGCUUCAAAUCCCUCGAGAUCCAAGACAUCGCGGCUGCUUGCCCCAACCUUAAACACCUCCUCUUAGCCUGCGUGUUCGAUCCGAGGUACAAUGGGUUCGUCGGAGACGAGGCUUUGUUGUCGAUAUCCAGAAACUGCCCAAAGCUCACGCUUCUCCACCUGGCAGACACUACGUCCUUGUCGAACACCCGCGGGGACCCAAACGAAGACGGGUAUAGUUCCGAGGACGCGAGAAUCAGCCGUGCGACGUUAGUGGACCUCUUCACUAGCCUGCCUCUGCUAGAGGAGCUGGUCCUGGAUGUGUGCAAGAACGUGAGAGAUAGUGGGUUAGCGCUGGAAGCGCUUGGCUCCAAUCGUUCGAAGCUGAAGGUGCUGAAGCUGGGACAUUUUCAUGGUGUGUGCAUGGCGAUUGGGUCGCAAUUGGAUGGGAUUGCCUUGUGUCGAGGGCUGGAGUCGCUGUCGAUAAAAAACUCGGCAGACUUGGACGAUAUGGGCUUGAUCGAGAUCGCGAGGGGGUGUGGUAAAUUAAAGAAGUUUGAGGUUGUUGGGUGCAAGAAGAUUACUGGGAAGGGACUGAGGACUUUGGCUUCUUUGCUGCGGAAGACUUUGGUUGAGGUCGGGAUUUCUGCUUGUAUAAAUCUCGAUGCGGCGGCGUCUUUGAGAGCGCUGGAGCCAAUUCGCGAUCGGAUCGAGCGGCUUCACAUAGAUUGCGUGUGGGAAAAUUUGGGAGAGGGAGAGGAUUUGGGUGGUAUUGAGGAGGAUACUCAGGAAGGCGUUUAUGAUUUCGAUAUCCAUGAAGGGGAUGAGGAGGAGUGUGAGAAUGCAACUCGUGUAAUCGAUUUUUUCAGUGGCGGUGAAAUGGACGGGAUGGGCAACAGGAAGAAAUGCAAGUACUCAUCGGAAGCUUCAGCCAAGGCGGAUUGCUCGUAUAUGGCAAGCAAUGGAAAUGGGUUUUGGCUCAAGAGCUGGGAGCGGCUCAGGUAUCUGUCUCUGUGGAUUGGUGUUGGCGAGCUUCUGACUCCAUUGCCAGUGGCGGGUCUUGAGUAUUGUCCAAGCUUGGAGGAGAUUCGUAUAAAGGUCGAGGGAGAUUGCCGGGGAAGGCCCAAGCCGGUGGAGCGGGAGUUCGGGCUGAGCACACUUGCAAGUUACACCCAGCUGUCGAAGAUGCAGUUGGAUUGCGGAGACACAUUAGGUUUUGCACUGACUGCACCGUCGGGGCAAAUGGACUUGAGCCUGUGGGAGAGGUUUUUCCUGAAUGGAAUUGGGGAUUUGACAAGUCUGGAAGAGCUUGAUUAUUGGCCACCUCAGGACAGCGAUGUUAAUCAGAGGAGUCUAACACUUCCGGGAGCUGGUUUGCUUGGAGGAUGUAUUGCACUGAGGAAGCUUUUCAUCCACGGUACGGCUCAUGAGCAUUUUUUGUCAUUCCUGCUUAGAGUACCAAAUCUGAGAGAUGUGCAGCUAAGAGAGGAUUACUAUCCAGCACCGGAGGAGAACGACAUGAGUACAGAGAUGAGGGUAGACUCUUGCAGUCGCUUUGAGGAUGCAUUGAACAGCCGCCCCAUCCCUGAUUGAAAUGAGUUUUAAGAAUGGAUUGACACAAUUUGUUGAUCAAGAGAGAACCAAAUUGUACUGGAUAUUGUAACAUGUAUGAGCUUCAAACCCACGUUUUUGUUGUCAUACAACUUUUGUCUGUACUCUUUUUAACUAGCCAUGUAAACACGUUGGGUGCAAUAACAGAGAUUUGCGGUUUUCAACA
Molecule: messenger RNA, 2626 nt
Organism: Carya illinoinensis
Lineage: Eukaryota; Viridiplantae; Streptophyta; Magnoliopsida; Fagales; Juglandaceae
Product: F-box/LRR-repeat MAX2 homolog A
Exons: 1
Coding region: 271-2442 (723 amino acids)
Biological process (GO): SCF-dependent proteasomal ubiquitin-dependent protein catabolic process
Cellular component (GO): SCF ubiquitin ligase complex
Source: RefSeq, a predicted model, not a curated record